Molecule: messenger RNA, 1465 nt
Organism: Geodia barretti
Lineage: Eukaryota; Metazoa; Porifera; Demospongiae; Tetractinellida; Geodiidae
Source: the annotation of a GenBank genome assembly
AUGAUUGUGAACCCGCCUCAUUUGUCUACUCUCCUCCCAGCUCUGAAGAAGGUGUCGUCAUUCAAUAAGGACAGGGUCUCCCUCGACAACGAGGCGCUCGUGGAGAUAAGAGAAGAGGGAGAGGGGGGAGAGAGGGGAGAGGGAGGUCGCGGAGGUCAGCUGGCCCAGAGAAGAACGAAACUGCCAUGUCCCACACCAGACAUGGCAGACUUCAGUCUCUGGACCAUUCUCAGGAAAAACAUUGGUAAGGACCUGUCCCGAGUAUCGAUGCCCGUCUCUCUGAACGAACCACUGAGUGCCCUGCAGAGGCUGUGUGAGGAGGUCCAGUACUGCGAGCUCCUAGAUCAGGCAGCCCACCUGGACGACCCCUGCGAUAGGAUGGUUAAAGUUGCAGCAUUUGCAGUGUCGGCAUAUGUGACGGCGUUCCACAGACCGGCACGCAAGCCAUUCAACCCCAUUCUGGGAGAGACCUAUGAGUGGGUCAGGGAGGACAAGGGGUUCAAGUUCAUGGCAGAACAGGUGAGUCACCAUCCUCCUAUUGCUGCCUGUCAUUGUGAAUCUCCCAACUUCACCUUCUGGCAAGAUGCCAGGAUCAAGAGCAAGUUCUGGGGAAAGAGUAUGGAGGUGUUCCCUGUCGGAACCGUCAAUGUCACCAUUCCUAGACAUGGAGACCACUAUGAGUGGGAGAAGGUGACGUCGUGUAUCCACAACGUCCUCGGAGGUCAAAGGUGGGUGGACCAGUACGGCCAGAUGACAAUCACCAACAGAGGGAAAUGCUCCUGCAAACUCACCUUCGUCAAGGCUAGCUACUGGAGCUCCAAGAAGUACGAAGUUCACGGCGACGUGUACAACGGAGACGGAGAGAAAGUCUGUCAUCUGUUUGGCACCUGGCACGAGGCCAUGUUCUGUGGGGAGGAGGACGGAGACGCCUCCCCCGUCUGGCAGGCAGCCCCAAUGCCCGAGGACAGUGACCAAUACUACGGGUUCAACCAGUUUGCAAUCCAGUUGAACGGGUUUGAGGAGGGAAUGAGGGACAAACUGCCUCCGACCGACUCCAGAUACAGACCUGACCAGAGGUUAUUAGAGGAGGGCUACAUUGAACAGGCUGAACCAGAAAAACACAGAGUGGAGCAGAUACAGAGGCAAGCGAGGGCUGAGAGGGAGAGACUGGGGAAAGAUUGGUCUCCGACAUUCUUCAGGAAGGAGAUGAGGAAGGGGGAGGAGUGUUGGGUGUCUCGUGGCAACUACUGGUCUCACCGGGGGACUGGGUUUACAGAUCUCUCUCUACCCACUCUGUGGUAGAUGAACUGUAUCAACCUAUGACUUUUUCAUUCAUUCACUUUUCGUUAUUGUCACCACUUCCGAUAAUACCUGCUUUUGUACGUGAGUUAUCCAAUUAUUAUGCUGACAUGCUGAUGUCCGCCGUGAAUGUUGUAGAUUCGAGCAUUUCACUCAUUGAAAUGAC